This is a messenger RNA of Pistacia vera, 958 nucleotides long. Its product is annotated as basic leucine zipper 4. Gene Ontology annotation, cellular component: nucleus. Gene Ontology annotation, molecular function: DNA-binding transcription factor activity; transcription cis-regulatory region binding. The coding region runs from base 66 to 491 and encodes 141 amino acids. Gene Ontology annotation, biological process: positive regulation of DNA-templated transcription. NCBI's taxonomy places the organism in Eukaryota, Viridiplantae, Streptophyta, Magnoliopsida, Sapindales, Anacardiaceae. The transcript has a single exon. The record is from RefSeq and is a predicted model, not a curated record.
UUUCUUUCCUUUUUUUUUUUUUUUUUUUUUCUUGGUUAAGCUGCUAGCUCUUUUGUUAUUUAUCAAUGUUUCAUUCUGACGUAGGUGUUCCCUUCCAAUUACCGGUUCUUGAGGCCGGGUUCACAGCUGAUGAGAUUGAAGAACUAUUGUCUCUCUUACCAUCAGAAGAAUCGGUUAGCCCAAACUCCGGUUCUGAGGGGUCAAACCGGGCGGUUUACUCAAUGGAUGAGAAAAAGCAAAGGCGCAUGAUAUCAAACCGGGAGUCAGCCAGGCGGUCACGCUGGCGAAAGAAAAGACAUUUAGAGAACCUGACGGAGGAGUUGAACCAGUUGAAAGUAGAGAACCAAGAGCUGAAGAACCGAUUAAGCUGGGUUUUGAACAAGAGUCACGUAGUAUUGAGAGAGAAUGAGCGGUUAACAUCCGAGUUCGUAGCUCUGUGGGGAAGAUUAUUCGAGUUAAACCAAAUUUCAGCUGCCAUGCAGUCCCAAUAAUCAUUUCUUAAUUUACUCCCCAAUUACUACUAUGCUGAAUAAAGCUAGCUCUAAUAAACUAAAGAGAAAAAAAAGGAGCUCUCCCUCUCUGUAUGCAUGCAUGUUGGACCAAAACAGUCUUUUGGGUGCAUUAAAAGCUAAAAUUGGUUUUUUUGAAAGAGAAAUGUGGUGGCAGUUUCAACACACCCCACGUUUUUUAUACCGCGUAAAGAUUUAGUGGUCUGCUUUUUGGUCUUCGUCGAGACUUUUUUCUUGUUUUUUAAGCAGCUGCUUUUAAUUACGUGUAUUGCUAGAGAGAAUUAACGAGGUUAGUGCAUAUAGGGAGUUCAUGAUAGUGAUUAUCAUAUUCACAUUAAUUAUAGUUUGGGCAGCAGCCGCUCAAAUUUGAUGAUCCCAUGUAAAUUAAUUUAAGUAAUUAUAAUUAUCUUUCCAGUACCAACCAUGAAUGCGAUGUUUAUCGUUCUUAA